GGAGGGGAUUGAGCAGCUGUUCCUACUAUUUGGCAGAAACAUGUAAAUAGUAGAAACAUAACCUGUGAAUAAAUGCCAUCAAAACUCGUUUAAAAGUGGACUUUAUCCAUUAAUUACGUUAUUUCCUCGGUAAUACCAUUACGUGGCGGUCGUGGAAGGAGAGUCCAAGUGAAGUUGUUGAUGAUCUGUCCCCGUUUAUUUUGGAAAUAGUGUAAAAUGAGUAAAUUGUCUGUAGCAAGUGGUUCGAAGGGAAAUCAGCCCCCCAGUAGCGCCAAAGCCCAUCUACAGCAUGGGUAUUUGGUUGUGUAUAAUGCGGUUCAAACGAUAGGCUGGAGCCUGAUUUUCUAUCAACUAAUCUCAUUUUACUUGGGCAACGGCAAUAAAACCCUGUACGAUACAGUGAGAUGCGCUCUCAACGUUUUCCAGAACGCAGCUAUUCUGGAGGUAAUUCAUGCAGCUACAGGAAUGAUCCGAUCCAGCGCUGUUAUGACUGCAUUUCAAGUAGCUUCACGAGUGGCAGUGGUGUGCGGCGUCUUGCUAGCAACAAACAGCGCCAGAACUGGACUUGGCCUCCCUUUAGCCCUGAUUGCUUGGUCAGUGACCGAGAUUAUUCGCUACUCGAAUUACACGUUUAACUUGGUCAGCACUGUGCCUUAUUUCCUUAAGUACUUGAGGUACACCACUUUUAUCGUGCUGUAUCCAAUCGGGGUAACCGGGGAAUUGCUUUGCAUUUGGGCGGCUCAGAAGGAAGUGGGAGAUGGCCGAUUAUACACGAUUGAUAUGCCCAACAAGUACAACUUCAUCUUCAACUAUCAGCUUCUGCUAUGGUUCAUGAUGCUGCUGUACAUUCCAUUGUUCCCGCAACUGUACAUGUACAUGUUCGGACAGAGGAGAAAGGCUUUGAGCCCGCCGAAGGAGAAAUCCACAUAAGACAAGGUUACUGCAAGUGAACGCUCCGGACUUCGAAUAGAAUGUUGACAAUG
Dendroctonus ponderosae (mountain pine beetle) is the source of this 983-nucleotide messenger RNA. RefSeq names its product very-long-chain (3R)-3-hydroxyacyl-CoA dehydratase hpo-8 (gene Hacd1). The transcript has 5 exons. Gene Ontology annotation, cellular component: endoplasmic reticulum membrane. Gene Ontology annotation, molecular function: 3-hydroxyacyl-CoA dehydratase activity. Bases 217 to 930 code for a protein of 237 amino acids. The record is from RefSeq and is a predicted model, not a curated record. Gene Ontology annotation, biological process: fatty acid elongation; very long-chain fatty acid biosynthetic process; sphingolipid biosynthetic process. Lineage: Eukaryota; Metazoa; Arthropoda; Insecta; Coleoptera; Curculionidae.